Molecule: messenger RNA, 789 nt
Organism: Mycena citricolor
Lineage: Eukaryota; Fungi; Basidiomycota; Agaricomycetes; Agaricales; Mycenaceae
Source: the annotation of a GenBank genome assembly
AUGCAGGCGUUUGCUCCUUUUCUCCAACCUCCUCUCCCCCUUAUCACUCAGCGCAUCGACUGGAGCGAGAACGCCGAGCGCACCCUUCCGGUGUAUGGAGCGAAGAUGGAUGCAGCCAGGUUGCAGGCAGAGCUUCUUGCUCGGCGUCCUAUCGUUGCAAGCGCUCCGGAUCCUGCUCUUGUUUCCUCGUCAGGAUCCGGGCAAGCCUCUCCGGCCGCCGGUCGCGCGUCACUCGGUACAAGAGCGCCUUUAAUGGCACCGCAAACAUCGACCCCGUCCUCCGACGCUCGUCUCCUUCAACCCGCGCACGGUCUCGCGGCUUGUCCAGCCUUCACUUCAACGCCUGCAGAGGCUCCGCACGAUAUCGUUGGAUCUACCGCUGCGCCGCUAAGUAUCAAAAUUGACCGCAAAUACGAGAUUCCUCAAGGACAGCCUGGAAAACAAGGUCGGGGUGGAUACGAUUUGGAAAACAAGCUCAAAGGGGAAUGCCACUGGUCCGCGGAGGAAUACGAGGAAGUCGGAUCUCUAGUCCUCGAACUUGCGCCCAAAUAUCUGAACCAAGACGUUUGCUUCAGGAGGAACAAGACUUUACCUAUAGCAGCACUGUGUCUUGAGGUGCGUCGGUUUAUUCUCCACGUCCCAAACCCGCAUCUGAGCCGGCUCAAGGUCCUCGAAAAACAUCCCUUUCUCAGACCAUAUCGCGACCAUUGGCCAAUAAAGGCCUUCAUUAAACUGCACCUCAAGGCCACUUCUCGAAAGCAUCGGACCUCACAAGCCGACGACAACUAG